GAGAACUCUGCUCUCCUCCUUCUUCUUCUCCCAUCCCUUUCUUCUCUGCGUUCGCGCUUGCAAACAGCGAGCUUCAGAUCUCCAUUGCCACCUCGCAGCAGGAGAAGGAGAGGAGGAGGAGGAGGAGGAGGACUGCAAUGGCGCUGUUAGGAAAGAUUAUAGGACUGCGAGGAGGACGGGGGCUGAAGGAGCUCAGAGCUGAUCAGAGCAUCACCGACGAGCUGGCUAUUAGGAAGGCAGAAGAAGCUGCUUCAAGAAGAUAUCAAGCAGCGAAAUGGAUGCGGCAAAUGGACCAGGGAGCGUCGGAAACCCUGCCGGAAAAACCCACGGAGGAGGAAUUCUGCCUCGCUCUGCGCAAUGGCCUGAUCCUCUGCAACGUCCUCAACCGAGUCAAUCCCGGCGCUGUCCCAAAGGUUGUAGAGAAUCCUGUUAUUACUAUUCAGUCGACUGAUGCAGCAGCUCAAUCUGCGAUUCAAUAUUUUGAGAACAUGUUGAACUUUCUUGUUGCUGUUGGGGACAUGAAGCUGCUGACAUUUGAAGCAUCAGAUUUAGAAAAGGGUGGCUCAUCAAACAAGGUUGUGGAUUGUAUCCUUUGUCUCAAAGGAUAUCAUGAGUGGAAACUAGCUGGUGGAGUUGGUGUCUGGAGGUAUGGUGGGCUUGUCAAGAUCACAACAUUAAGCCAGAGGUUGCAAUCCUCUUUUCUUGGUGGUGGAAGUUCAGAUGAGCCAGCAGAUGAUUAUAGCUUGCAGAACAACCAACAAUUUUCUGAAUUUCUACAUCUGGUUGCUGAAGCCACCCUAGAAGAGUCCAAAACUUCUAAUGCCCUUAAUAUCCUCUUUGACCAAUUUGGCAUCCAACUUUUAAAAGCUUUCCUUGCAGAGUGUGGUGAUGCUGAAGACUUUCCCAUGGUAGAAAUGUUUAUUGAUUUGGUGCUCGAUCAGGCUGUUAAAGAAUUCCAUAUGUCUCUUGCAUCUCAAAAAGAUAAGCUCAGCUUGCUUUUGAAGGAGGCAAUGAAGGGUCAGAAUAAAACUGUGACAAAGGCACAUUUGAUGGAAGCUGUUUCAAAAUUUCUUAUAAGAAAUACUUGUGAUUCAUCUUUUUCAUUAAUGGAAAAUAGAGAGGUCAAACUAGAAAAUCAACAAAAACAACUAGAGACAUUGAAAAUGUCUUUUCAUGAAAUUAAAAAUGAAGUUGAAUGCAGCCAGAAGAAAUGGAACGAGGACUUCGAAAAGCUUGAAUGCCAAGUACAAGGCCUCAAACUAAACAGUUCUUCAUAUUUGAAGUUGCUUGAAGAAAAUCGUCUACUUUAUAAUCAAGUGCAAGAUCUUAAAGGUAAUAUUAGGGUAUACUGCCGAGUGAGGCCAUUCCUACCAAAGCAAUCUGACAGAAGAUCAACCGUUGAGCAUAUUGGAGAAAAUGGAAAUAUUGUAAUUGUGGAUCACAAUAAGCAGGGGAAAGAUGCAAGGAAGAUAUUUGCUUUCAACAAAGUCUUUGGAGAAAACACCACCCAGUCCGAAAUCUUUUCUGACACUCAGCCAUUGAUAAGAUCCGUUUUGGAUGGUUACAAUGUUUGUAUUUUUGCCUAUGGACAAACAGGAUCUGGGAAGACAUACACAAUGAGUGGUCCAGACAUAACAGCAGAAGAAACAUGGGGUGUGAACUAUCGAGCACUAAAUGACUUAUUUGAGAUAUCACAAUCAAGACAAGGUAUCGUCUCAUAUGAAGUGAGCGUUCAGAUGAUUGAAAUAUACAAUGAACAAGUGAGAGAUCUCUUAGUGGUGGAUGGUUCUAAUAGAAGAUUAGAUAUACGGAACUAUUCUCAAUUAAAUGGCCUCAACAUUCCAGAUGCAAGUUUGGUUGCAGUUAAAUGUACUAAAGAUGUACUUGAAUUGAUGAAAGUUGGUCAGGGAAAUCGUGUGGUGGGAGCUACUGUAUUAAAUGAACGCAGCAGCCGUUCUCACAGUGUUUUGACGAUUCAUGUCCAAGGGAAAGAAUUAGCUUCUGGUUCAAAGCUAAGAGGUUGUCUUCACCUGGUUGAUCUUGCUGGAAGUGAAAGGGUUGAUAAGUCUGAAGCUACUGGAGAUAGAUUAAAGGAAGCUCAACACAUAAACAGAUCACUGUCAGCACUUGGAGAUGUUAUCUCAGCACUUGCACAGAAAAGUUCCCACAUUCCAUACAGAAAUAGCAAACUUACACAAGUACUGCAGGAUUCUUUAGGUGGGCAAGCCAAGACCUUGAUGUUUGUUCAUUUAAACCCCGAGGCUAAUGCAUUUGGAGAAACAAUUAGCACACUCAAGUUUGCUGAGCGUGUUGCCUCGAUAGAGCUUGGAGCAGCUCAGGUUAACAAGGAAGCUGGUCAAGUUAUAGAACUCAAAGAAGAGAUCUCUAGAAUGAGGACAGCGCUUGAAAGUAAGGAGUCUGAAGUAAAGCAAUUGAAAAUUUUAACUCGUCAGAUUGCCUAUGAGGAGCAAAAGACAGGAAUUAGAUCACCAUCUGAGCUGAUCAUGAAGAAACCUGAACUUAGCCAACAGACAAUGGGCAAAUCAAGAAAACAUGAGUCGAGAAGCUGCUCAUCUGUAAAGCGCAGAAACCCCGUUCGAUCUUCUAUGUUUUCAGAUAAAGAAAUUGAUUCAAGAUCACCUUUCACUGGUGGAGAGAGCUGCAAUUCCAGAAAUCUGAGAUCCCCAUCACCGCCCAUAAGAAGAUCAUUAUCUACAGACCGUGCUGCUGUCAUGAGGAGAAAGACUAGGAUUGAAACCCUUGAUGAGAGGACACCAUUGAAAUUGCAGUUUUCGGAGAGAGCAUCUGUCGACAGAUCCAAUGCGACUUUAUCAUCAGUGCUUACAAGUGAGAGUUUAAGCAGAUGCUGGGAUCCACAAGAGAUUGGCAAUUUAAGAAGACUCAACCCUGAGCAAGGAGACAGGAAGAAGUUCAAGCCAACAGUUUAUGUGAGACAUGGUGAAAACCAAAAGAUUAAUGCCGAGAAUAAGCCUAAGGCAAAAAAUGAAGAGUUGGUUGGAUUUCAGACAUCUGAUACCAAUAGCAGAGUGAAUGAACCGGCAAAGAACAGGAGUGAAUCUGAAAAUGAGUACACCCUUUUCGAGUGUGUAAACGAUCGUAGCCAGAAGCUGAAGAAGUUUCAGCAUAAUGCAAGGACAUCAGCACAUGUCAAACCCAGGGCCCCAGUUCAGGCAGAGGAGCCAUUGUCAAAUGGGAAGCACCUGAACAGGCCUCCGAAUUCUGCAGCUCAGAACAUAAAGGAACGCACUAAUGCCAUGGCUUCUGACAUGAGAAGUAGUAAAGCUUUGCCUCAUGCAAAAUUCAUUUUGUAAUGAAAUUUCACCUCUUUCCCUGUUAUUUUUCGAUACGAAUAUGUUUAUUUAUAUGCUUCAUCAUUAGUGUAUGUACAUUAUUUCAAGUAAUAAAAGAAAUAGGAUUGCAUUUACUGCUUCAGCCA
Molecule: messenger RNA, 3457 nt
Organism: Musa acuminata AAA Group (dessert banana)
Lineage: Eukaryota; Viridiplantae; Streptophyta; Magnoliopsida; Zingiberales; Musaceae
Product: kinesin-like protein KIN-14F
Exons: 17
Coding region: 138-3332 (1064 amino acids)
Biological process (GO): microtubule-based movement
Cellular component (GO): microtubule cytoskeleton
Molecular function (GO): microtubule binding; microtubule motor activity; ATP binding
Source: RefSeq, a predicted model, not a curated record